This is a messenger RNA of Trifolium pratense (red clover), 786 nucleotides long. RefSeq lists its product as uncharacterized. The record is from RefSeq and is a predicted model, not a curated record. The transcript is spliced from 2 exons. Gene Ontology annotation, molecular function: nucleic acid binding. Gene Ontology annotation, biological process: DNA integration. Lineage: Eukaryota; Viridiplantae; Streptophyta; Magnoliopsida; Fabales; Fabaceae. Bases 1 to 786 code for a protein of 261 amino acids.
AUGGACUAUGCAAAAGGGUGCCAAGAAUGUCAAAAACAUGCUGGUAUACAACAUGUUCCCGCAAGUGAAUUACAUUUGAUUGUUAAGCCUUGGCCGUUCAGGGGUUGGGCCUUAGACUUGAUUGGUGAAAUCAGGCCAGCCUCAUCAAAAAAUCAGCGCUAUAUAUUGGUUGGAAUUGACUAUUUCACAAAGUGGAUUGAGGUUGUGGCUUUAACAAAUGUGGAUCAGGAAGCUGUGAUUAAUUUCAUUCAAAACCACAUUAUUUAUAGGUUUGGGCUCCCUAAAACUAUUACUACAGACCAAGGGACAUUGUUUGUUGGGCGAAAAAUGCAAGACUUUGAUGAACAAGCAGGUUCUAGGCUGAUCACGUCAACGCCUUACUAUGCUCAAGCAAAUGGUCAAGUCGAAGCAGCUAACAAGGUCAUAAUUGGUUCAACUCCUUUUCGACUGACCUAUGGCCAUGAUGUUGUGUUGCCUGUGGAAGUUAUGAUGCAGUCAAUUCGAGUGCAAAGACAGUUGGAACUACCCACUGACCAUUAUUGGAAUUUAUUGUUAGAUGAGUUAAUUGAUGUAGAUGAGGAAAGAUUGCAAGCAUUUGAUGUAUUAGUUCGACAAAAAGAAAGAAUUGUCAAAGCUUACAAUAAAAAGGUUAAACCUAAAACAUUUAACUUAGGAGAUUUGGUUUGGAAAGUUCUUCUUCCCAUGGAUAGAAGAGAUAGGGUCUUUGGGAAAUGGUCACCUAAUUGGGAAGGGCCAUUCAAGAUUUCUCAGAUAUUAUCCAAUUGA